AUGGGCGCGGGCUGGGCAGAAGCCCCAGGGCACCAAAAGACAAACCGAGACACCCCAGGGCGGGCAGAAGCCCCAGAGCGCCAAACACACAAGACCAGCCACAACAACCAAAAGAAAGAAGAGCACCACAGGGUGAGCGGAAGCCCCGGAGGGCGAAAAGACAAACACCAACCACGACCACCAAAGGGAACGGAGACACCCAGAAGCCCCAGAGCAUCUAACAAAAACAAACACCAGCCACAACCAGAAAAAGAAAGACAGAAAGCAACACCAACCAUGAGCGGAAGCCGCAGAGGGGCCAUAGGACACAUGCAAACCGCAGCCACCAAGAGGAAGAGAAAGCAGAAGCCCCACAGCGCCGAAAGACAAGCGCCAACACACCCACUGAAGGGAAGAAGACGAACACCGCAGGGCGGGCAGAAGCCCCGGAGCGCCCCGGAGCGCCAAAAGACAAAAACACCCCGGGGGGCAGAAGCCUUGGGGCACCACAAGACAAACACCAACAGCAGCGACCAGCAUCAAAGGACCAUAGCCAACCGCAUCCACCAUGAGGAAGAGAAACACAACGGACUCUUGCACCAGGGUGGGAGAGGGGAUGGGGUCACGGUCCAUGACCCUGUGCUGUGGCAAUAUCCAACGCUUGCAGAUGAAAAUGCCUUGCAUGUGUUGUUUUCCUAUCAGUCAGGAAAAGCUGCCCCUGGCGCUGGCAAUCGAGAAGAUGAAGGCAGCUGGCGCCGCCCACCGGCCAACCGCGAGAAUGCAGAAUCCUGGCGGAAGGACGAGGAUGCCCGGGUGGAGCGGGCGCAGCGGGAGAGGUUGGCAGAGGAGAGACGUGGGGAAACCCAGAAGGACAGACCAGUUUGA
Molecule: messenger RNA, 864 nt
Organism: Cladocopium goreaui
Lineage: Eukaryota; Dinophyceae; Suessiales; Symbiodiniaceae
Source: the annotation of a GenBank genome assembly